Neurospora tetraspora is the source of this 2325-nucleotide messenger RNA. RefSeq lists its product as uncharacterized. The record is from RefSeq and is a predicted model, not a curated record. Gene Ontology annotation, molecular function: NAD+ binding; oxidoreductase activity, acting on the CH-OH group of donors, NAD or NADP as acceptor. Gene Ontology annotation, biological process: fatty acid metabolic process. The transcript is spliced from 3 exons. Lineage: Eukaryota; Fungi; Ascomycota; Sordariomycetes; Sordariales; Sordariaceae. The annotation marks the transcript as partial.
CUCCCCGAGAUCCAAGACGAGCGACUCAGAUCCCGCCUCGCCCAACUUCGGGAGUCCUGCCGCAUCAGGCUCCAACGUACCGCAGCCGACGGGUUAGAAUACACCCAGGGCAUCUUCACGCGGGCAUCGGGGCGUGACUACGGCGACCCCGUCACCACGGAGGAUCUCGCGCGGGACUUUGCCCAUCUCAAGUUUCUGGUUCAGAAACUCGUCGGCAAGAUUCCCGCGGAUCGUAUGGAUGAGCUGGAGGUGAUGGUACCCAGCGUCAGGGAGGAGUUCAGGGAAAUGACGCGGCAUGUGAACGCGUAUUGGCGACCGGAUCGUGAGACGUUGGGGAGGUGGUUGCUGGAGGCGUUGGUGUGGAGGAGGCUGCAUAAGCUGAUGUUUGAUCGGACACGGUCGGAGUAUUUCGCUUUUGGACAUGGGAAGGAGAUGUUGAUGGAGUUUUGGGUUACUACUUUGACAGCAUGUGUAGAGGAAGACUUUCCAGAAGCCGUAUCAGGACUGUGCGAACUCCGGGCUCGUUUGGCGACGUUCUUGAAAGAAGUGUACGAGGAAGAAAGCCCGUCUCGGGUGGCGCGUGCUUUCGAAGAGGUCUUUUGCCAUGGUAUCCUCGAUUUCUUGAGGGAAAAGGAUCAAAAUGACAACCAGCGUACAGGCAGAUAUUUCCACGAAGAGAGGGCAGAGCGGGAGAGGGAAAUGCAGGAGCUGGCCGUGCAGAUCAUCGGCCACGCCAGCGACCUCAACUCGAGGAUGUUGCGAUCAUCGGGGAAUUGGGCGCUCAUAUACACGGAUCCUCGGCAUGAGGAGGAUACGUAUGGGUACUCCUUCUUGCCCGACAAGAUGCACUUGAGAGACCUUGAGGACGAGUAUGCGGUAAGGGAGAAUCCGACAGGAGAUCUGGGGGCCCUUCAACAAGAUGAGAUGGGUAAAGAGGUUCUUCUUGCCAUCACUCCGGGGCUGUGGGACUUCACUGAAUGGGCGCAUAUGGACCCCCAUUAUGCGGUCCCGCAUGUGAGGUCGGAGGUGUCGACUAUGGCUCUCCCGUCAGUGGUAGCUCGACCUUUCUUGUGUCGACCUUCCAACCUCCAGAAGAGUUGGGACGGCUUCCGCUCUCUUCGCCCAUAUGGUUACCAAUUCAACUCCAGCCAGCGGUCCUCACUCGGCCCUCUCCAACACGCCGGCAUUUCUCAGAAACGUUGGCGAGCAACACGCAGUCCGGCACAAUUCUCCCGAUAUACCACCCAGCUAUUCACCUCCCACGCGCCCGAACGAGUCGCGCGGUCAAUCACCCAAUGGCACCCACCCACCGACAAAGACAUGUGGGAACAGCCCGUCUUGAUCAUGGGCGCAGGCCACAUCGGCCGUCGGGUAGCUCUAGUAUGGGCAUCUGCGCUCCGUCCGGUGACGGUAUACGACAUCUCCAAAGACGCGCUCCGCUCCUCGAUCGAGUACAUCACCGACAACCUAGCCAAGUACUGCCUCAGCCACGGGACCCAUCCCGGCCCCGUGCACUUCACCACCGACCUCCGAGAGGCCACCACAGCAGGCAAGCGCGUCGGUCUGGACGGUCUGAAGUUGGAUUUCAGCGCGGCGCACGCUGAAUCUGAAUCCAAAUCAAGGAAGAAGGGACCGUGGAUGGUAAUCGAAUGUCUCCCCGAAAACCUCUCCCUCAAGAUCCGCGCCCUGGCCGAGAUCGAGCGCCUUCUCCCGGAGAACUGCAUCAUCGCCUCCAACAGCAGCAGCCUGAUGACUUCGGAGAUGGCGCCGCACCUGCAACACCCCGGUCGCCUGCUCAACACGCACUACUACAUCCCGCCGCGCAACGUCAUGGUGGAGGUGAUGUCUUCCUCGCACACGUACGAAGGGAUUUUCCCGUUCCUAACGCAGGAAAUGAAGAACAUGGGGUUGACGCCCAUGGUGGUGCCUCCCGGCGUGCAGUCGCAAGGGUUCAUGUUCAACCGCAUCUGGGCGGCGUGCAAGCGCGAGACGCUGGCGGUGUUGCAGGAAGGGGUCGGGCAGCCGGCGGAGAUUGAUGCCCUGUUUCGGGACUUCUUUCAUGCUGAGAAGGGGCCGUGUGAGCGCAUGGAUGAGGUUGGGUUAGAUAUUGUGGCUAAUGCUGAGAGCCAUUAUAUCCAGCAAAGGCCCCACAUUGCCGAGUCUGGCGAGAAGCCGCUGGAGUGGCUGAAGAAGACGUAUGUUGACCGUGGUGAUUUGGGCGAGAAGAGUGGUGAUGGCUUGUAUACGUGGGAGGAGCGGGAGGCGCUUAAGGCGAAGCACAAACGGGAGAAGUUCCCUGAGGUGGAGGAGGCGCUUGGGGCUUGA